Molecule: messenger RNA, 599 nt
Organism: Caenorhabditis sp. 36 PRJEB53466
Lineage: Eukaryota; Metazoa; Nematoda; Chromadorea; Rhabditida; Rhabditidae
Source: the annotation of a GenBank genome assembly
AUGAACGAGGCGCGGGCACGAAUUCUGGUGAAUUUCCGGCACUCGCUGGAUUCGCUGCUUUUUCUGCUCGGCCACCGACCUCCGCCGCCUCCGUUUGCCUGUGCGCUCGCUCUGGACAGUCCGUCCGACGCUCCGUUGGCUCCGACACCGUCGCACACGUACGGAAGUGUACGCGAAAUGAUCGAGGACUUUAGCAUCGUUUUCGGAGUGCCCAAAUAUCGGACCAGCAAGCGUGAGUGCUAACAUUUUAGAGUUUUUCAAUAACAAUCAAUUUUUCAGCGAAAAAAGUGACGCGAAAGUUCUCGUUCACGCGACUCCUCCAACCGAUCGAUAAUCUGGUGACGUGUCCGACGUGUUCCUCUCAUCAUCCGUCCGACACGAUCUGCGGCGAGUGCUACAAAAAAGUGCACGAAUUGACGUCGGCGAUCAAGAAAAAGAUGAUGGCGUACAAUCCGUACGUGGGCGAGAAGCAGGACAAGGAGCUGUUCGUCAGAUUCAAGGGGGACGCUCCGGAAGCGGCGGACGUCGUGAAAGGAAAGCGCGUGAUCGAGAUGGAGAAGGAGAGGCCGAGCUGGUUCAAGAAAAUCGUCCUGAAAUAG